Messenger RNA from Colletotrichum godetiae, 1173 nucleotides. RefSeq lists its product as uncharacterized. Bases 117 to 1088 code for a protein of 323 amino acids. The transcript is spliced from 4 exons. The record is from RefSeq and is a predicted model, not a curated record. Gene Ontology annotation, molecular function: hydrolase activity, acting on ester bonds. Lineage: Eukaryota; Fungi; Ascomycota; Sordariomycetes; Glomerellales; Glomerellaceae.
UGGGACCCGUCGAUCAUUCAGGGUGAUUUACCGCAUCCCCGCCUGUCUUUCCAUUCGUUCCAACCAAGUCGUUCGUUUUUGAAAUCGCAUUCUUUUCUUGACAGGUGCAGGGCACGAUGAAGUCGCAAAUCUUGACGACCAGCCUCUUGGCUGCUGGAGCGAGCGCUCUUGAGAAGCGUGCCUGUACCGCGACGGCGGAGUGGCCUGGCUUCGCGAAUGUCAAGCACGCCUUUGUCUUCGGCGACUCAUAUUCCCAAACAGGCUUCAACACCUCCCUCGAAGCCCCCAACCCCUCCUACCCGGGCUGGACCUCAUGCAACGGCCCAAACUGGGUUGACUACCUGACCGUGAAGCACAACGCAUCCCUCCUGUACACCUACAACCUCGCCUACGGCGGCGCUACUGUCGACGCCGACCUCGUCAAGCCCUACGCCGACACAGUGCUCACCCUCAAGGACCAGGUCCAGACGCUCUUCAGCAACGCCUACGCUGCAAAGACGGCCCCUACCUGGACCGGCGCGGACUCUGUGUUUGCCUUUUGGAUCGGCGUGAACGAUAUCGGCAACUCGUACUGGAACGGCGCCGACGCUACGUCUGCGCUGAAUACGAAGAUUGUCGACGUCUACCAAGGCCUGGCAAACGAGCUGUAUGAGGCGGGCGCGAGGAACUUUGUGUGGUUGACGACGCCGCCUGUGGACCGGACGCCGAUGCUCCUUGCUGAGAAUGCGGACGCGCAGAAGCUUUGCAAGGAUGACGUUGCUGAUUUCAACGGCAGGAUCAACGCCAUGGCAAAGAAUGUUACGACGUGGGGGGGUGCGAACUCGUGGGUUGUUGACGCCAACGGGGUGUUCAACGGUGUGCUUGACAACGUUGCCAAGUUCGAUUCUACCAAAGGGUACAAGAACACCACUGGCUACUGCGACGCGUACAAGGACGGUACGACUGCUCAGGAUACCCUUAUCGACAGCUGCACCUACCCGGUCAACGAGUAUUUCUGGCUCAACACGCUGCAUCCUACUUACCCCAUCCACGAUGCAGUUGCCGAGACCGUUGCUUCGGCCCUGGAGGCCGGGCCCAACGUGUGCUAGUUGGUGGAGCUGCUGAAUACUCGUGCCAGUUGCGUCUUCUUGUAUUUACUCCCGGGGCUAUGAACAUAUCAAAAUGGAUUGUUAC